This is a messenger RNA of Cyprinus carpio (common carp), 6717 nucleotides long. Its product is annotated as ATP-sensitive inward rectifier potassium channel 12-like. Gene Ontology annotation, cellular component: plasma membrane. Gene Ontology annotation, molecular function: inward rectifier potassium channel activity. The coding region runs from base 1577 to 2845 and encodes 422 amino acids. NCBI's taxonomy places the organism in Eukaryota, Metazoa, Chordata, Actinopteri, Cypriniformes, Cyprinidae. The transcript has 2 exons. Gene Ontology annotation, biological process: potassium ion import across plasma membrane; regulation of monoatomic ion transmembrane transport. The record is from RefSeq and is a predicted model, not a curated record.
UAAACGCUAUACGUUCAACACACAGGCACCUGUUUGGAUUGAUAUAGCAUGCUAAAACAAAUCAAAUCAUGCAAACAUUCUGGCUUUUGAAAACCAGACUUAAUUUCAUUGGCAAAAAAGUCCCCAGUCGCAACUCUACACUUCCAUUUCAGCAUUGCACAUAUGGCCAGGGUGAUACGAGUCUCAGUUCAUAAAGUUUAUUAAAGGAGACUAAUGCAGCUCUUCAGGGGCUGUGGAAAUGUUUUGAAGGAGCAGUGUGGAGUAAUAUCUGAAGCCUGUCAACUGCCUUUCAAAGUUCUUACAAUCUGUCAUCACUUUAAUUCCUUAUCAUAUUUGCCAUUUGGGGACUGGAAGAGCUGUGGGAUGGGUAGAAUAUGUUAAUUGUGUUCGAGGAUUAAAAUGACAGCUGUCGCUUUUGAUUCCAAGUAUGCAUGAAAAGCAAAAAGGAAACAGAAUGUUCUCUUUAGAUGAAUUAGCAGACAUCACAUCAGGACGUAGUGAAGAUUCCGACCCCACUCUCUCCCCUCGACUGGAAAUCUACUUUGUAUUCUCACGGCUAUCAUUGAUAAACUUAUUAAAUGCUCGACUGUCUCUUUCUCAUCUCUUCUCUCAAUUUUGAGUGAUUGGCCACCUGGAUGAUGACUAAAAUACCACUGCAUAAAGCCGACAGUCACCCCUCAAACAAACACGCACACCUACAUACACACACACACAAAAUUUCUACCAGACAGGUUUCCAUGGAAACCUCUAUAUCCCAGUUUUUCAUGUGAUUCUUUUAGUUUAGAGUAUUGUAGAACUAUGCUGCAUUUUUCUGCAAUCAUGUGUAUGCAUGAAGAAAAUGACAUUUUUCUCAUUAUCACUGUUGAAUCUGUGGCUUCUUAGCUAUUCACACUCACCAAUAUAGCAGCACCUCACACUACCCAGCCCCAAGUGUGUGCAUGCAUGUGAAGUUUGUGUGUUUUGAUGUCUCUCUGUCAGUACAGUAUGUCUUGGAGCACAGAUUCUUGCAAGUGUGUGUGUGCGUGCAGUAGUCGCACUGAGACAGGCAUCUAUUAUUAGAAAGACAGAUCACUUGACUCAGGCACUGGCUAGACGCCUAAAUCUGGACCCCACCGGCAGCUCCUGGUUCAGAGCUCUGUCAAAAAAAUAGCAGUGAGAAAAUUCGGAUAAUGAUAAUUACGAUAACCAUAACAAUAAACCCCGCAUACAGACUAUGAGGUGUGCGCACUUCACUGCGCAAAGGUGCGGAGUUUCGCAGGAAAAGUGCAAAAUUACUUUAAUUUGCUACAUCUGCUGUGAAAAAAAAACAACAACCAAAAAAAACAAAAAAAAAAAAAAAAAAAAAAAAAAAAAAAAAACCGGACGGACGGAUCUGCACAUCUGCUCUUUCCUCACUCACAGUUCCAGAGUAGCACUUUUGCACACACUCACGCAGUGGAGUAACACAUGAUUUCAGCUGCAGUGAGAAUUCAUGAGAUCUAUUUUGGGCCUGCAUCACUCAGGCAACACAAACUGAUCCAGAGCUGCUUUGGUACUCUCUCUCACUUACGGAUUGGUUCUGGUUGGGCAGAUUGGCAUGAGUGUGGGCAAGCCCCACCGCUACAAUAUCGUGUCAUCGUCAGAGGAGGACGUGUUCCGGCACGGCAACAUGCCCGCCCUCGGCAAUGGCUUUGGUAACGGCAAAAUCCAGACACGCCGAAAGGUGCGGAGCCGCUUUGUAAACAAGACAGGCCAGUGCAACGUCAGUUUCGCUCAUAUGGACCAGCAAUCGCAGCGCUACCUCGCUGAUAUCUUUACAACCUGCGUGGACAUUCGUUGGCGCUGGAUGUUUGUCCUUUUCUCCCUUGCAUUUGUCCUGUCGUGGCUCGCGUUUGGUUUCGCCUUCUGGCUUAUUGCUCUUGUCCACGGUGACUUAGACCGGCCCACUAAAGAUGACUUCACACCAUGUGUCAUGCAGGUCAACAGCUUCGUUGCAGCGUUUCUGUUCUCAGUUGAGACGCAAACAACGAUCGGCUACGGAUUCCGCUGCGUAACCGAGGAGUGUCCCUUAGCGGUGUUCAUGGUCGUCUUCCAGUCCAUCGUGGGCUGCAUCAUUGACUCUUUCAUGAUCGGUUCCAUCAUGGCCAAAAUGGCACGACCUAAGAAACGUGCAGAAACGAUACUGUUCUCGCACAAUGCUGUCAUCGCUAUGCGCGACGGGAAACUGUGUCUCAUGUGGCGGGUCGGGAACUUGAGGAAAAGUCACAUUGUAGAGGCCCACGUGCGGGCGCAACUUAUUAAGCCCCGAAUCACAGAAGAGGGCGAGUACAUACCUCUCGAUCAGAUCGACAUCAAUGUGGGUUACGACCAAGGUCUCGACCGCAUCUUCUUGGUUGCUCCUCUCACCAUCCUCCACGAGAUAAACGAGGAGAGUCCUCUGUAUGGAAUCAGCAAGCAGGACCUGGAAACAUCUGAUUUUGAGAUCGUGGUCAUACUGGAAGGGAUGGUCGAGGCGACUGCGAUGACGGCUCAGGUGCGCAGCUCCUACCUAGCCAGCGAGAUCUUAUGGGGCCAUCGCUUUGAGCCUGUGGUGUUUGAGGAACGCAGCCAGUAUAAGGUGGACUAUUCGCACUUUCAUAAGACCUACGAGGUUCCCUCGACGCCACGUUGCAGUGCCAAAGACAUGGAGGAGAAUAAGUCCUUGGAGUCCGGAGCCAACUUCUGCUAUGAGAAUGAGUUAGCCUUUAUUAGUAGGGAUGAAGAGGAGCAAGAAGAGGACAGGGGUGAGAGGGGGACUGAGCUAGAGACCCUUUCAGCCAAUCUGAACUUCGAUCAGAGGUCAUAUCACAAAGAAUCCGAAAUAUGACCCUUUAAAAACUUUGCUUUAUCGUAGACUCACCCUAUUCUUCUAGUGUCGGUUGUAACGGUUAGCUACAGAGCAAUGUAAGUGCCAUAUGAAACCUUGACCCACUGUCCUAGAGCCAUGCUGUAGUUGGGGGCAGGUCAGGAAAAGAAAGUGCUUUUUGUAGUUGUUGGAAAUGCGAGGCCUUCCUGUAGGAAAACUUGAAAUCUGAUUACAUGUUUCAUAAUGUAGUUUGAAGUGAUAGCUUUAAGUAGUAUCAUUAUGCAAUACUAAGCUAGCCUGGGUGCCAUAUUGACUAAAUCUCUCUCUUGUAAAGAAAAUUUGCACAAAAUAGGUUAUUAACCACUAGUGUGUUUGCUUGGAUAUAGAGUAGAACAUGAUACACUCUUGUUUUGGUGUGAUUUACAGCAAUAAAGAGACUUGAAAACAUUUAUCUAUGCUCUUCAUAUUCCACUGAUUUUUCCCCCCUUUACGUCAAAGCAAAGACUGCAAUGUCUGAUAGUUUUAUUUUUAACAUGUAAUGAGGUACUAGUUUAGAGGUGUGUGAAAGAUAAUUAACACCUACGUAGACGCUGAUUUAAUGAGCAAAAUGGUUCCCAGGCUAGUAAAAAGCAAAGACACAAAGCUAUUUAUUCAGUAUUAGAAAGUGAGUAGAAAAAUAUAUUGUAUGAGUAUGAGAGUUGAUGAAUGAAAGAUAAGGCAUGAUAGGAGACAGUUAAACUUUUUUUGUUGUUGUUGUUUUCACAACAUACCACACCAUUCACAUUCAUGCUCAGGCCACACACCCUUGAAUAAAACUGCUUGUCUACUUUACUUACAAUGACAGCCAGAGGAAAAACAACUUUCACGUUGCUUUAGUGGCAUAAUCAAACUUAUAAGUUGUGGUUUCUACAUGUUGUAGCCAAAUUUUGAAGCUCUGAGACAAGAUAUUUACAACAUUACAUGUUUUGCUAAAGCAACAGUUACAUUGUGCUAGUGUGUGUGUGUGUGUGUUUUAUGAGGUAUGAACUUUAAUAUGACCUUUCUUUAUUGGUGUUUCUUUCCUCAGAAUCAAAACAGCUGCCCACUUGCGAAUGUGAAAGAAAAUGAUCAAUACUAAAAGCUACUUCUAUGGUAGAAGCUAAAGAAAGAAAAGUCAGUAUCAGAUUUAGGGCACACUGCGAAAAAAAACAUUUUCUUCAUCAGUAUUUUCAUCUUGUUUUCCAGUUAAGAAUAUACUUGUAAAGUAAAAUUGUGUAAAAUUAUGAAUAUAUUUAAAUGUUUAUUUUUCUUAUCUCAGUAGUAAUAUUUUUUAAAGCAUAAAUUUAGUAAGAUAAAUACGUCUUAUAAGCAAUUAGCCAUGCAUUGUUCGUCUCACACGGUUGAAACUAAAUUUGAAGUUCUUUUAAUUAUACAAGUAGUUUUUCCACUCAUAAACUAACCUUAGAGCUUGUAGAAAUCAAUUUCAACAACAGACCAACACUAACCACCCACCUCUGGUAUCUUACGUCAUAAUUAGUGAUCGUCUUGACAGUCUCCCUCCUUUUCAAAAUCAGAGCAAAGGGAAUAGGAGAGGUGAGAACGAGAGCCAGAGACAAUGAAGAAACAAAGAAGAGAGCGUUCACCCACUCACCUCAUCCAUCACUUUGCUCUGUGGGGGCAAAUAAGUGUGCCUGAUUAAAUAAAGAAUGCAUUAUAUAAGAUGAUUUAAAUAAAUUAAACGUUUCAUCAAGGUAGAUUAUAGCAAAAGUCAUCCUCUUUUGCAGAGAAGAGAUGAUCCUCUCCAUAUAAUCCUUUCCAAAAAUACAGUACUACACUAAACUACAUCAUGAAACCAUCAUAUAACCUAAAGUUGAACAGUUUAUUGUUUUUAAAAUGCUGUCUGGUUAUGAAAGGAACAUGGAGUCAUUAUUCACACUAUUUUAUGCAGCAGCACGGCUGUUUUCAGGUCACGUCCUCAUAACCUCUUCAGACGGGUUUCUGAGGGUGAAACUUAGUGAGUCAGCUCAUGGUGAUUUCAGCUCUUCAGAAAAGGUGGCAAGACAGAUAUAAAACAGUGAGGUACUUUGUAGCAAAUGAGCUUAGCCCUGCAGGAAGAACCAGUUUAAGGUGCUCAAGCUGAUUUUUGGUUUGUGCUAGCUGUUUUUUGCUGGUCCAAAGAGGUAACCAGCUUUAAUCAGCUUGACCAAUUAUGUCUACAUAUCAAAACCAAUUUUCCACCUGAUCAACCAAGCAGCUUGAGUGAUUUAAAGACCUUAAAUGAUCAGCUGGGACCAGAAACCAUGUAAACCUAUGACAAGAUCUGGAUUUUGAUCUGGAAUUAAAGACAACAGAGAAAUUAAAAUUCUGAAACAAUAAAAACAUUCUUCUCAGCAAUAGGAUCCAGAAGUGUACCUUACAGAAUUAGAACUGCCUGCAUAAAAUACAGGAUUUAAAUUCUAAUAUUAAACCAAAAUACAUAAACGCAAGUGGUGAUGUGUAAGUUUGUGCACAUGGAUGUUAGAGUAAAGGAUAUUUGAGGAUGUUUGCAUUGCACCAAUAAGUUCUAGGUAAAUAGGUGCAUUGUAUAACCAUUAAAUCUCACCAUCAGCUGCAUGAAGUUUUUAAAUUAGCUCAUUUAUACAUGGAGAGGGAGAAUAAGGAAAACAAUUCUACACUGGCAAUGAGGAUACAAUUAAGAAAAACAAACGAUCAAACAACAGUUAGUACAAAUAGAUGAAUCAUUUUCUGUCAGAAGCUGUGUAAUCUAGCAUGAAACAAAUGUCACUGUAAUGUGAGGGAGUGAAGUGUGAGUAUUCAAUUAUUAAUAUCUCCACACUCUAAUACUGAACUGUAUUUAAGCACAAAAAUUACUAAGAAAGAAAUAAGAGCGAAACAUAAUUUGGGGAAUAGAUGAAGUUCAUAUAUGACUUUACAAUUGUAAAAUAUUCAAAUGCUGUUAUAUAACAAAUCUUACCAUUGAGCUACGGGUAUCCUGCUGUCUGUUAUCGGAAGGGAAUCAUAAUACAUAAUCAUGGUGAUAACUGUAACCACGGUAACGGUCUAUCUAUAUAAUUACUGGAUGUAUAGGCCUAUCUAUAGAAUUGUUUCUCUCAUGUCUCACUGUUGCACCAUCAUGCACUUUAAAAUUACACCAUUUAUUUUCCAACAAUAUUUCAUUAAUUUACCCUAAAUUCAAUUGAACUGAAUAAUGUAAAUCCAACAUUCAGAUGACAGACUUAAAUUCCAUUUAACAAUCACUGUUUGAUCUGUAAACAACAUAAGAAUUAUGAAUUGUAAUUUAAAGACUAAUUAAUUGAAUUUCCAAUAUAGGCUUCAAACACCGUUCAUAUGGCCAGCGGGCAGGAGAGGAAGUCCACACGCCCCAGUAUCACCGGUCAGCUUCUGUGCUUUGUGUUCCACCCCAGGGAAUGUCUCUGAUUGCCGUCUCUCUUUUAGUACAUUAUAACUAUGGGAGCCAGAAACGUGUGCCCUAUAGGUUCAAGCCUAAAAGCUUUGAGAAUAUUGGUAACAUACAAAGAUCAAAGAGAUCAUGUACAUUUGCCUUGUUCUUAGAACAUAAUUUUUUUUAUUAUUACAUUAAACCAGGAGGGGAACAUGGAACCACGGGUUCAGCAUUUACAUGUCUUCUCAAGCACUCCUUACAUAAUCCAUAAAAAUAGCAACGAUUUAAAAUCUAGUUCUGAGUACUGAAUGUUCGACUAUCAUUCUAAGAAAUGUGAGCAUUAAGUUUUAAUAUUGAGACCAAGACUUUAGGUAAGACAAAGCAAUCAACAUGUACAUAGCAGCAAAACAGCACACCAUGACAUGGACAAUUUUCUUAAUUUUACAACCAUUAAAUCUGUAUCAAAUCUCACCUUCACCUGCAUGAAGUAUUAAAUUAUGUGAUUCCUGUA